Erigeron canadensis is the source of this 1119-nucleotide messenger RNA. Its product is annotated as protein JINGUBANG-like. The record is from RefSeq and is a predicted model, not a curated record. NCBI's taxonomy places the organism in Eukaryota, Viridiplantae, Streptophyta, Magnoliopsida, Asterales, Asteraceae. The transcript has a single exon. The coding region runs from base 1 to 1119 and encodes 372 amino acids. Gene Ontology annotation, molecular function: protein binding.
AUGCAGAGUCUCUCAAUUUCAAACCAAUUUCAAACACCUUCAAGAACUAGUACAAGUAGUACUAGUGAUGACGCAAGCACAGAAUCCGACGAGAUUCCGACGAAACCCAGCCGCGUAAUCCCCACCGCGGUCUCCCACCGUAACCUAUCCGUCAUCACGGAUCACACGGAAUCCGUUUCAUGCAUUGCAUUAUGUGGAGAAUUCAUCAUAACCGCUUCUCAUGGCAAAGAAAUCAUGGUUUGGCAACAACCUGAUUUUCGGUUGUUUACGACGUUCGGAAACGGUCGUGGGUCCGUCAAGGCGUUAGUGACACUCGGGACUAAAAUCUUGACAGCCCAUCAAGAUUCAAAAAUCAGAGUUUGGAAAGUUUCAAGAAAUCUUGAAAAUAUAUUCAAACUUGUGGAAACAAUUCCAACGAAAAAGGACUAUUUUGGAAAGUUUAUGAAAAAUGGGAAUUAUAUUCAAACAAGAAGGAAUCAUAAACGGUUAUGGAUCGAACAUACCGAUACUAUUUCGUGUUUAACGGUUUAUAAGAAUUUAAUCUAUUCGGGUUCUUGGGAUAGGACUAUAAAGAUUUGGAGGGUGAACGAUUUCAAGUGUUUAGAAUCGAUAAAAGCACACGACGACGCGAUAAACGCGAUAAUCGUUAGUAAAGGAAGAGUCUUUUCGGCGUCUGCUGAUGGAAAGAUUAAAGCUUGGGGACAAAAAGUUGACGGGUCACAUUUCUUGAAUGGAAUUGUUGAGGGUCAUAAGGACGUGUCGAUGAACGCAGUGGUGGUUUCCGGUGAUGGUACGGUGGUUUAUGGUGGUGGGUCAGAUGGGUAUGUGAUGGGUUGGUUAGUAGAUAGUUGGAAAUUGGUUAUUGAAGUUGAAGCACAUAAAAUGUCUAUUUUGUGCAUGUGUAUGAAAGGGGAGAUUUUGUGUACUGGGUCAACAGAUAAGAGUAUUGGAAUAUGGAAAAGGGAAGUCAAUGGGUUGACUAAAGUUGGGUCAAUGAAUGGUCAUGAAGGACCAAUAAAAUGUUUACAAGUGUCACCAAGUAAUAUUGGUGGUGGAUUUUUGGUGUAUAGUGGUAGUCUUGAUAAAAGUAUUAGAGUUUGGUGGGUUCCAAAUGGUUAA